CGGAGAUGCCUUGGAGAAUUUUGACGUUUACCACCACAUGUGCAUUCCGGUUGGCCGGACAACAGCGCACGCAAAAAAAAAAAAAAAAAAAAAUCUGAUUAAUUGCAAUUACGUGUGAGAUUAUAAAGGCGAGUGUUGUCAUGCUCUAAACAGUCACAAAGACAGCUGGUCACUCCCUCCUCGUGAGCAAGAAAGAGGAUGAGUUGGAGCAGGGGAGGUAAACGCGGAGCACUCAGUGAUUGACGGUGGGAGUGUGAUUGCUCAGUUGAGGUUGAGUUGGAGACACUUCAUCGCUGCGCGAUUGCACAACAGAUCAUCUAUAGAGUGAAAUAUUCUCUAAUUGCUCUACUACUGGGUACAAGUCGCAAAGCACCGGGAAACAGAUAUGUUUUACUUUCACUGUCCUCCACAGUUAGAGGGAGAGUGCUGCAGGACGAACACGCUGAAUACAAAUGGGUUUGGGAAUCACGCCACUGGAGACUUUGAUGACGGUUUUCUGCGCAGAAAGCAACGCAGAAACAGGACAACCUUCACCUUACAACAGCUGGAAGCUUUAGAGGCAGUUUUUGCACAGACCCACUAUCCAGACGUUUUUACAAGAGAAGAGCUGGCUAUGAAAAUUAACCUAACAGAGGCCCGAGUCCAGGUGUGGUUUCAAAACCGAAGGGCAAAGUGGAGAAAAACAGAGAGAGGAACUUCAGACCAUGAGGGAGGCAAAGAGCAAAUCAGUGAAGGCACCCCUCCUGCACGAAACCUGAACCAGUCUCCUGUUGACCACAGCAGAAAUAAGAAAGACCCGAUGGAAAUACAGCAAAGUAUUAACAGAGUGGUUGGUUCAGGUGGAUCUUUUUUCCCAUCUUGUCUGCCUGGUACUCUGCUUAACACAGCUACUUAUGCACAAGCCUUGUCACAGGUUGCAACUUUAAAAGGAAGUCCGUUGUGUUCCUGCUGUGUGCCUGACCCAAUGGGCCUCUCCUUCCUGCCACCAUAUGGAUGCCAGAGUAACCGGACAGCCAGUGUUGCAGCCCUGCGCAUGAAGGCCAGAGAACACUCUGAGGCAGUGCUGCAGUCAGCCAACCUGCUGGGGGUAGGGUCUGCAACUGGGCCAGGGGUCGGGCUGGGCCAAAGCUCUGUUGCUGCUGGAGGAGGUGAUUCCAGUCCUAACUCUGCUGCAUCUAAGAUCACAUCACAACGAAGAACUCCAGACAAGCACCUGCAUUGCCAAAAGGAGGGUCCAGAUAAGAAAUGAGGGAGUAUUUUUUUUCCCACAUGGAGGACAUACUUUGGAUUUAUAAUCAAACAUUGAAUGCCUGCUGCCUCUUUUUUGAGCACUGACAUACUGUGGACAGGAUGGUGUUAAGUGCAAUCCCUUGAUGUGUAUUUUGUGUGUAUGUGUGUCAAACUAUUAAUUAAAUUGUAAUUUGUCUCUCAUUGUUCAAUUUGCUCCGAUGGUUGGCAAUGGGUUGCCCUACUCUUGGGACAGUACAUGUGGGUACUUGGCACUGUAAUCCGUUUUCUAGUUUUUAAUUUUUUUUCAACAUGCUGUGUUUAAAGAAAUUGCCCUGGUUGCCAAUGUGAAUUUAUUUAUUUAUUUUUCACAAUCCACUUUGAUGUUUUACUUAUACUGCCUUGUGUACUGUGAAGUCAGGUGAUGGUAAACAUUGCAUUGUGUUAAUAUAUAUGCCAUGCUGAAAUCUAAAUGUACUAAUGUGAAAUAAUAUAUGUAAAAUAAUAUCAAGGACAGAAAUGUAUAUUAAGUGGUUUGUCAUGUUUUAUGAUAUGAUCUGGCUACUUAUCCAUGCUGAUGUGAUGACAACUGACACCUCUCUUGUUGUCACAUCUGCACGUCUAUGAUAGACUGCAAGAGUCCACACACUGGUCCUGUUUUGACAUGUUCUAUAAAACAAUUAAACAUGUAGGCAAUCA
Messenger RNA from Myxocyprinus asiaticus (Chinese sucker), 1926 nucleotides. It is a transcript of the gene drgx, whose product is annotated as dorsal root ganglia homeobox. Bases 386 to 1249 code for a protein of 287 amino acids. The record is from RefSeq and is a predicted model, not a curated record. Gene Ontology annotation, molecular function: DNA-binding transcription factor activity, RNA polymerase II-specific; RNA polymerase II transcription regulatory region sequence-specific DNA binding. The transcript is spliced from 7 exons. Lineage: Eukaryota; Metazoa; Chordata; Actinopteri; Cypriniformes; Catostomidae. Gene Ontology annotation, biological process: regulation of transcription by RNA polymerase II.